AAGAGAUAGAGGCGCAAUAGAGGCGCGGAACUUACCUCACCCCGAACCUGGAAAUGCCAAAAGGCCUAGAGUCACAGAUAAACGUGAAUUCGACACGUAUUCAGCAAUGUGGCUUUGCAUUACUUUCGAAUUCACAACGGCGCUCUGCUGAUGCUAAGAUACUCAAUACUAAUCUCGGUAGUAUAUGCGAUCAUGGAUUCGUGAUGCCACUCCUGUCCGUACCGAAUGUAUCACUUACAUGUACCGACCCGAACAUGAUGUAUCAGCAGACUCGGGCCCAGAUGCAAGUGAGUGGGUCAGCGAGUUCGAUGAGCGGCAUACUGCGCGGUUGUGUGCGGCAGCGUCCGCGCCACAGGACUAGCGACAGCGCCCUAGCGUCGUACCCAGCUCAGCCUCCUCCUGACCUGAACAUAUGCAACAUCAAAUAUCAGUAUCUCAAACAGGAAUUGACAAAGAAUCAAAGUCCACAACAAAAUCAC
This is a messenger RNA of Fomitiporia mediterranea MF3/22, 479 nucleotides long. RefSeq lists its product as uncharacterized. Lineage: Eukaryota; Fungi; Basidiomycota; Agaricomycetes; Hymenochaetales; Hymenochaetaceae. The record is from RefSeq and is a predicted model, not a curated record. The coding region runs from base 185 to 361 and encodes 58 amino acids. The transcript has a single exon.